UUGUGGGAUGUUUCAGGCAUGCAGCCCGUGCUGUAUUCUGUGAGGGAGGCGUUGGAGGGCAGACCACACUGGGUGCGAACAGGCUCUGAGAUCUGCUAUUACAGAAACCAUUUCUGCCCUAGAAGAGGUCAACAAGGUUCUUUUUACACACUGACCUUCACGGUGACCUUUCCCGAAGAUGACGUGUGCUACUUGGCUUACCACUACCCUUAUACCUACACCACCCUUCAGACCCAUUUGAAGAUGCUGGAGAAGUCUGUAGACCCACGGAGUUUCUUCAGGCAACAAAACCUCUGCGAUACGCUGGCGGGAAACUCCUGCUCUUUAGUCACGAUCACAGCCUGCCCCACUUCCAGAGCCUGGAAACAUCUGCACCAGCUGCGUAACCGGCCAUGUGUGGUGCUGACAGCAAGGGUUCAUCCAGGAGAGAGCAAUGCCAGUUGGGUACUGAAGGGCACGCUGGAGUUCCUGUGCAGCAGUGAUCCUUUAGCCGAGAGCUUGAGAGAGGCCUACAUCUUUAAAAUCAUCCCCAUGCUCAACCCUGAUGGGGUCAUUAAUGGCAAUAAUCGCUGUUCUCUCACAGCGGAGGACCUCAACAGACAGUGGCUGAAGCCGGACCCUACUUUAAAUCCCACAAUUUACCACGCCAAAGGCUUCCUUUAUUACCUCAACAGCAUAGGCAGGACUCCAAUGGUGUUUUGCGAUUACCAUGGUCACUCCAGGAAGAAGAAUGUGUUUCUGUAUGGCUGCAGUAUGAAGGAAACCCUGUGGCAAUCUGGUUCUCCCAUUAACACAGCCUCCCUGAAAGAAGACCCGGGAUACAGGACUAUCGCUAAAACUCUGGACCGAAUAGCUCCUGCGUUCUCCUUCAACAGCUGCAACUAUCUGGUGGAAAAGUCUCGGGCAUCCACAGCACGAGUGGUUGUUUGGAGGGAGAUCGGGGUCCUCCGAAGCUUCACCAUGGAAAGCACUUACAAUGGCUGCAAUCACGGCAUCUACAAGGGGUUACAGACAGGGACGCGGGAGCUGGAGGAGAUGGGAAUGAAGUUCAGCCAGAGUCUUCUCACCCUCAGGAGUAAUACCAUCCAUUAUAACAGCCAUCUGAUUCCCCACACAUAUGCCCUGUUAGACGUGGACGACAGGCUACUCAACCACAAAUCCAAUAAUUGUUUCGAGGACGAUGAACCACCCUGCACGGAGGAGAUUGAAUAUUCAUCCUGCAGUGACCCAUUUGGUGCCAACGAACUAGACAUGGAGGUGAACGGUAACACAUCCAGUGAGGAAGAGGAUGAAGAAGAUGCAGAAAUCUGUAGGAAUGGGAGGCGGUGUAAUGACAGGAAGUCUCAUCUCGUUCCUCACUGCUUGAAACAGGACGCCCUGGAGACUCUGACAAUCGAGGCUGGACAGUGUAAUGGCAUUGACAUCAGUAAUGGCUACUUACAUUAGGCCUCUUUUGUUUGUCUGUUCUGUUAAACCAAAACAUUUAGUAUUUAGUCCAAGAAACUAAAUAAGACAUGCACACCUGCAGAACAUUUACUAGUCCCUUUACCUGUGCUCCCUGAUAUAAACUAUUUGAAUACGCAUUGCAUAAUCCUAAUGGCGUGAUGAGCUCAUGCUCUGGUUAAUGCAUUGGGUUGGUUUACGAAUCGCUCUUAUUCUAAACUAGAGGCUGGUAGCUUGCUGACAAAAGUACUCUGCUGUAUAAGUGGUCUUCUGCUGAAACUCGAAAGUAAACACUUGAUAUUGCAAGAUAGCACUGCAUAUAAAGUUUACCUUUAAUAAUAUGUAUUUAUUAUCUUAGAUUGUGAAAACCAGUAAUCAUGUAUGUUUUUAAGGUUAUUAGUUCCAAAGUGAUACAUGUAUGUUAGUGUAUAAAAAGUAACUGUAUGACUUAGUUUCGUGAGUGUGUGUGUGUGUGUGUGUGUAUAUAUAUAUAUAUGAAACAGUAUAAAGAGACACCAAAUUAAAUUCAAAGUAAAAUACUGUCAGAUCAAUGUUGUUUCCCUCCUCCUCCCAUCUUAUCCAAUUUAUGCAGACAUAGAGGUUUCGGUGGAGAAAUUUGUUUUACAAAAGCCAGCCUUUGAGCCAGAUUUCAUCCAAAUUCUAUCCAGAAUGUUUUGUAUAAUGAGUUCCGUCAUCUCCGCUCAAUUGGAUUCACACAACCAUUGGUUUGGACCGUAGCUAAAAAAGACUAACUCAUGUCAGUCCAUGUUCAAAUUAAGGAUCCAAUAGAAGCCUGCAAUUGCAAUUAGAUACUGACACUUUUUGCUCAAAGGGAAUUGUGCCAUUCCGGAGUAAAUUUGCAGUUUCAUCUUCGGUCUGUCAGACAGAAGUUUGAUAAUCAACAACAUUAUUGUAUUUCCAUAAAUGUUUGUUUGUUUUAUGAAUAUUGCCAUGCUAUGAAUUAGGGGUGCUCCGAUCACGAUCGGCCGAUCGUUAAUGCGCAUCUCGUCAGUA
Messenger RNA from Carassius auratus (goldfish), 2457 nucleotides. Its product is annotated as cytosolic carboxypeptidase 1-like. Gene Ontology annotation, biological process: C-terminal protein deglutamylation; protein side chain deglutamylation; proteolysis. Lineage: Eukaryota; Metazoa; Chordata; Actinopteri; Cypriniformes; Cyprinidae. Gene Ontology annotation, molecular function: zinc ion binding; metallocarboxypeptidase activity. The record is from RefSeq and is a predicted model, not a curated record.